GUUCCCGCUGCCGUGAUGAAACUUCCGCAGUUAGAAAUGCUGAUCCUCAGUAGAAACAAGAAAAUCACCCUGCCGGAUGACAUGUCUGGUCUCAUCAACCUCACGGUCCUGGAAUUAAAAGACUGUAACCUGGACACACUGGAAGUACCAAAACACCCAAACCUACAGGUGCUGGACCUACGAAAUAAUAUGCAGAUCUCCCUACCAUAUGACUUGUACAGGUUGAACAACUUAAAAGUGUUGAAACUAGGUGGCUGUAAUUUGGACACCGUUCCACCAGCAGUAGUGAGACUCAAUCUACUGGAGGAACUGGACCUCAGCGGGAACAGAGGGAUCCACCUGUCGGAUGGGCUGGCUGGACUAACCAACCUCCGGGUACUGAAACUAUCGACUACAAACAUGGACACAGUUCCUCCGGUAGUGUGGAGACUGACACAGUUAGAAUGGCUGGACCUGAGCUGGACCCAACUACAGACGUUACCCGCAGCAAUCGGACAGCUCACUAAUGUCAAACACUUGGAUCUGUCCUACUGCGAGCUGCGCACACUCCCACCUGAAGUGGGCGGAAUGACACAGUUAGAAUGGCUGGACCUGCGCAGUAACCAACUACAGACGUUACCCGCGGAAAUCGGACAACUCACUAAUGCCAAACACUUGAAUCUGUCCGGGUGCAAGCUGCGCAUACUCCCACCUGAAGUGGGGGGACUGACACAGUUAAAACGGCUGAACCUGAGCAAUAACAAACUACAAACGUUACCCGCGGAGGUUGGAAAGCUCAGUAGCGCAUGUCACCUUGACGUUAGUGGAAACCCACUUACAAAACCACCAUCUGAAGUUUGCCGUUACGGGAUCGCUGCUAUCUCACAGUACUUUGCUGAAAUUGAACGCUCAGAAGAAAAAAUAAGCGCUCAUAUGAAAGUGGUCGUCUUGGGAGAGAAAAUGGCGGGAAAAACGAGCCUGGUACGGACGCUAGACAGGGGCGAAUCCACCCUUACAAAAGAAGAGGACCGCACACACUGUGUAGAGAUAACUCAGUGGGCACCUGUUGACAACAUCACAUUUGAAGUGCACGACUUUGGCGGCCAUGACGUGUACCAUCUCACUCAUCAGUUCUUUCUGACUCCAGAUGCCUUUUACCUGUUAUUAGUGAACCUGCAGACAUACAGAUGCAGUGAAGAGAGGUACACAGAAGCCGUGGGGUUCUGGUUGGACACACUGAAUGCCCGAGUGCCGGGAGCGGUAGUUUCUAUAGUAGGGAGCAAGAAGGACCUUUGUCGACUUGGCGAAGUAAAAACAAAGACCAAGGACGUUCAAGCAAGAGUCAGCCUGCAAAGAGAGAGGUGGGAAAAAGAACAAAGACAGAUUCAAAGUCGUUUAAAAUCAGUGGAAGACAUAGGCCAGCACCACUUACGCACGUUAAAGCCAGGACUGCGUAUUGUCGGUGAUGCGCUUGAGCUUUGCGUGUCCGUUAAACCCAAGUCUCGAUUCAACCUAUCGAGGUCGCCUCGAUCUUGGGAAAGAUUUCAAGACUUUUUGUUAGAAACAGCAAAUAAUAAGAAAUUGUUUCCGACGUUAACAAGAAUCCUGCCAAGGACAUGGCUAGAGUUCGAACAACUAGUUCGACGCCAAGUUUCCCCUGAAACGUCCGAACGGGCCGAUAAAGCUGGCUCUAGUGCUGUAACGUCUCCGCGGGAGGAUCAUGUUACUCAGGAUGUUCAAAUGUCCACACGGCAUUGGCUGACAAUGACUGACUGUGCACGACUUGAGCAACUUGUGGGACUCUCUUUAGAAAGACUACAGUCAGCCCUGUCUUACCUGCAGCAGGUGGGAACCAUCCUCAGGUACACGGACAUACCGGAACUCAAGGACUACGUCUUCCAUGAUCCUCCCGCCUUGAUUGAACUUUUCAAAAACCUGUUUCAUCACGAUACAAGCGCACUUUUCUUAACACCCAGACUUUCUCAAUUCACGUCUACCCAGCUAUGUACAUUCCAGUCGGAUCUUUGCGACUGUGGACUGAUCCAGAGGGAAGUGAUGGCGUGUUUGUUACCACCCAAUGUCAGUCCAGACAUCAUCACAGCAUUGAUGCAACAUUUCGGCCUGUGUUUUGAGGUAGAAGCUGGAGACAAUAGAGACCCUUCCAAACAUACCCGCCAGUACAAAAUCCCCUGGUAUUUACAUAAACAAAUGCCAGAAGAGCUGAAGAGCGUCUGGCCAGAUGAUGUACCAGAAGAUCAGGAGCAGCUGCAGCUGAUGUGCAACAUCAGAGGAUUCUGUCCCCGGGGACUGUUUCAGAGGUUCAGUGUUGGGAUCCAUCCACUUGUCAAGGACAGGGUAGACUGGAAAGAUGGAGUCAUGGCCUACAGACAGGACUACAUCGUUCUAGUUUGUUCCAAACCUGUUGCAGAUGACACUUACAUCACCAUGGCAACCAGAGGCAGGCUUGCCCAGGCAGAUGAGAUGUGGGGUGUGGUCCACCCACUGCUGGAGGUGCUGGUCCAGCUGCUGCAGGAGUGGCCAGGUGUGCUGUACUCCCUCCACGUCACCUGUGCGCACUGCAUCAAGGCAGGACUGGACAGGCCGUACCAGCACGAACUGAGGGACCGGACUGCAGAGGACGGCCGUGACGUCAGGUGUCGCAGGGUUAAGAAGACAGCAUCAACAUCAGCAGACCUUGUGUACAGAUUCUCUGGCACGCAAGGAUCCGCAGAAGCUCAGAGCCAACAGGAUGUUGCCAGAUGCUCUCAAGCUGAGGAAGAAGAUGUGAGUCGGUACUUCCAUUACAUCAAGGAAAACGUGACAGCCGAGUGGAAGGACCUGGCUUACCAGCUAGGAUUCAGUCGGCCAGACAUAGACAACAUUGACGAGAGGAACAUAGACUUCAAGUCGCGCUGCCGGGACACGUUGGAGGAGUGGAAGGAGCGGGAAGGGGAUGCCGCCACCAUAACUGUCCUGAUGGACGCUCUGAGGGAACUGGAACUGAUGAGUGUUGUGGAUGGGCUGAGAGACAAGUAUCCAGAACUGGCCGGGGCGACAGCUGGACCGACUGGUUUACAGUGAACCCGAGGAACUGCUCGUGUUUGCGCCCGUACAGGACAUCUUUAUGUCCAGCUACUUCAAACAUGUUUCGGAUUCCACGUCGACUGGUCCAGUGAGACUGCUUGCCUGUGCAGGGCACCCUUAUGCCGAGCUACAGCAAACACAGUUCAUUUUCCAUGU
Branchiostoma belcheri (Belcher's lancelet) is the source of this 3219-nucleotide messenger RNA. RefSeq names its product malignant fibrous histiocytoma-amplified sequence 1 homolog. Gene Ontology annotation, molecular function: protein binding. Gene Ontology annotation, biological process: signal transduction. Lineage: Eukaryota; Metazoa; Chordata; Leptocardii; Amphioxiformes; Branchiostomatidae. The record is from RefSeq and is a predicted model, not a curated record. The transcript has 5 exons. Bases 16 to 3060 code for a protein of 1014 amino acids.